GUGAUCUGUGUGAAAUGUAAACGCUUCGGCUGUUCGGCUUCGGCACCAUUGACUCUUCUGUCUUUACUAGUCUACUCUGUUCUACUCGGCACAUUUUUUGCUCUUAGCCAGAAUUAUACUAUCAGACUGUUUGUGUUUCAGACACAUUAAAAAAAAAAAAAAAAAUUCAAUUGAAAAUCUCUCUUUUUCUGUAUUUGUUCUAAAUGUUACUUUCUGAUUCUGAGCAUUCUCAAUAAAUACUUUUUAACCUAAAAAUAUAUAACUAAAUAUGGCUAAAAUUAUAGAUCCAGUGUUGGGAGUUAGCCUCAGAGAUUUAAUGUCAGAUGAUGGUAUGGUGUUUAAUUUUGGAAAUGAAUUUGCUGAAAAUAACGACGAUGAUACUUUUAAAUUUGAUCAAAAUAUUGAUUUUACGGAUGAUGAGUUGCUUAAAUUCAUGAAUCUUGAAAUAUCAGAUGACGAAAAUGAAAAUGAUAAUAAACAAAGCGGUAAUAAGAAUGAUGAUGGUGAUGAUGAAAAUUCUAAAGUUCCAAUGUCGCCAGGUUUUAAUUUUGAUAAAAUAAAAGAAAAAAUGAUAAAUUUACGUGAUGAUGGAAAAAUUAAAAAAUUAAUUCUUAAAAAUGGUAUUGGAGAAACAGUAGCUAAAGAUUCACAAAUAGUUAUAAAAUAUUCAGGUUAUUUAGAAGGUCAAGAUAAUCCAUUUGAUUCAACUUAUCAACGUCAUUGUGCUGAUCGUUAUCGGUUAAAUCGUGGCGAAUUAAUACAUGGUUUAGAAUUAUCAAUUCAAAGUAUGAAGAAACAUGAGGUAUCAGCAUUUUUAAUUGAUCCUGAUUUAGCUUAUGGUGAAAUAGGAUGUUGGCCAAAUAUUCCUGGUAAUUCAGAAGUUUUAUUUAUCGUUAAUCUAAUAGAUUAUGCAGACAAUAUUGCUGCUGAUGAUUACGAGUCACUUGAACCAGAAGAACGUAAAGUAUUUAAUAAAAUUGAAAAAUUUAUUGAAAAUUUAUUAUUGAUUGGUGCCGAUAAUUAUAAACGUGGACAAACAAAACGUGCAAUACGUGAUUACAAACGUGCUAUUGAUCGUUUAGAAGAAUCAAAAUUUAAUAAUAAUAAUAAUGAUGAUAAUGAUGAAGAAGAACGUUAUAAAUCAUUAAUAUCACGUGCCUAUCAAAAUUUAGCACUUUGUUAUAAUAAAGAGGAUAUGCCACGUAAAGCUUGUAUUGCUUGUAAUAAUGUUAUUAAUAAAACAGCUAAAACUUAUUUUCAUUAUGGACGUGCAUUAAUUAAAAUGGGAGAAUAUAAAGAGGCAUUAGAAAAAUUAAAUCUUGCAUUAGAAAUGAGUCCACGUAAUGAUGAAAUAAUGAAAGAAAUUGGUAUUGCUGAUAAAUUACAGCGUAAAAAUUUAAAAACUGAAAAAGAUAUGUGGUCAAAUUGUUUGGGUAUGGAAAAAUUAACAUCUGAAAUUAAAAAUAUUGAAUACAAAAAAAUAGCUAAUGAAUUUUGUAAUAAUUUUAUUAACAAUAAUGAUGUUAUAAGACAACCAUUACCCGAUGGAAUUGAUUUAUUACUUAAAGACUCUAUAAGAAAAGCAGCAUUAUUAUUGGAUAUUAAAGUUACAUCUGUCAAUAAAUAUGGUAAAGAAAGUCUUUAUCUUGAAAAAUCUAAUUAUCAGUAAUUAAAUUUAAAUAUUAUAAUUCAUUUUCUUUAUAAAUUUAUCCAAAUUUUAUUAUUCAUCAUUACAAUAAUGUAUUAUUUAAUUUAUUAUUGAUAUUACAUCAACAUAUAUAA
Messenger RNA from Microplitis mediator, 1782 nucleotides. Its product is annotated as inactive peptidyl-prolyl cis-trans isomerase FKBP6-like. Bases 269 to 1669 code for a protein of 466 amino acids. Gene Ontology annotation, molecular function: peptidyl-prolyl cis-trans isomerase activity; protein binding. The record is from RefSeq and is a predicted model, not a curated record. Lineage: Eukaryota; Metazoa; Arthropoda; Insecta; Hymenoptera; Braconidae. The transcript is spliced from 3 exons.